Molecule: messenger RNA, 1849 nt
Organism: Scomber japonicus (chub mackerel)
Lineage: Eukaryota; Metazoa; Chordata; Actinopteri; Scombriformes; Scombridae
Gene: rnaset2
Product: ribonuclease T2
Exons: 10
Coding region: 116-880 (254 amino acids)
Biological process (GO): RNA catabolic process
Cellular component (GO): extracellular region
Molecular function (GO): RNA binding; ribonuclease T2 activity
Source: RefSeq, a predicted model, not a curated record
CCUACAGGCAGGUACUGACAAGUGAAGCCGUUGCUACACAUAAACAACAGAGUACUUGUGUAUAGUGCUCACUGAACCAUAAACUGUAACGAGUCUUUGUUACAACAUAUCCGGCAUGAGAUCAGAGAUGAGGCUCAGAUCUCUUUUUCUGCUCUCUCUGGCAGCAGCCCUGUCCUCUGCCUUUGUGAUUUCACCUCCACACAUGUGGACCAAGCUGAUCCUGACCCACCACUGGCCCACCACCUUCUGUAGUAUGGAGCACUGUCAUCCCAACAUUAGCUACUGGACACUACAUGGAUUGUGGCCAGAUAAAGGGAUUCUUUGCAAUUCAUCAUGGCAUUUCGACCCUUCUGAAAUAGAGGACCUGCUGCCAGACAUGGAGAAGAGUUGGCCUGACUUACUUAACCCCGCUUCUGUUGAAUUCUGGAAGUAUGAGUGGCACAAACAUGGCACAUGUGCAGCCAAAGCAGCCACUCUGAACAGUCAACAUAAAUACUUCAGCAAGGCACUGGAGCUAUACCAUAAAGUGGACUUGGAUAGCAUCCUGAAGAAGUUUGACAUCAUCCCUUCAGACAAAUACUACAAAUUUUCACAAAUUGAAGGAGUCAUAGAAAACUUCUAUGGUGUCAAACCCAAGAUCCAAUGUGUCCAUCCAUCAAAGAAUGCUGAUUUCCAGAUUUUGGGACAGAUUGAGAUCUGUUUCCACCCUGACUUCACCCUCCUGGACUGUGAGAAAGAGUUCACACUGGAAACCAUUUCUAAGGCAGACUGGGACAUUCUCAACCUCAUGGGUGUUGACAAGCCAUCUGGGUUUAGUGUGUGUGACCAUGACACGCCAGUUUACUACCCACCUCUGCACACUACAACCUUAACCUACUAAUGCACAUAUACAUAAAGGUACAGAAACAAAUGCAUUCUGUCUUUACUUCAGUCAGUUGUACUGUAAUUCAGCACACACACAGACAUUUCUAACUUACUAUAAUACUUUUCUCUGGCUCCACAUCAUAUCACAUCAUACCCUUUAAUAAUAAUAAUCAUAUAUGUCAGAAAUAGCAUCAUACAAUCAAAUUUUGAAAUGUUGGAUUCAAAUUCUGGCCGUUACAGGUUUGUAAAAAAAAAAAAAAAAAAAUCACCUUUAAGUGCAUUGUGUUUUUUAUAUCCUACAAAAAAAGCAGGAUACAGAAACUCCACUGCUGUAUAGUACUUUAAUGAAAUUAUGUCCUUUGCUGACCCUUUCUAGUAGAUGAAUCUGAUAGUGCACAGCAGGUUUUUUCCAUUGCCCAACACGAGGCAUCAUGGCAGGUUGAGGUCAGUCUUUGCACUCUGUCUUUUGAUGGUGUUAGCAAACAAGUGAAGCCUUUGUAUGUGUAUCUGUGUUGUAUCUUCAGGGUACUCUUCAUGUUAUUGAAUGUGUUCAUGUCAACCCCAAGUGUGCAUCUUGUGAGUCUGUUGCACAUAUUUUAUACUACUUUGUGUCCUUAUGUUCCACCUAUUCUCUUUGUAGACUUAAACUAUGGUUGAGUUUAUACAGAACAGGAAAUGCUUCAAUUUUCAUCUAUGUCCUUUACAUUCAGUAGAUGUGAAGCAGAUAACUCACUGUGCUUUGUUUCUCAAGGAUGUAGCAAAUGCUUUUUUGAUCAACACUAUUUAAUCAUUCACUAAAAGAUUAGGCUUUUUUAUCAAAAUGAUGACUUGUGAUGAACUGUUUGCUGCUGUUUUUGUGUACAUUUAAAUCAAUUUACUGUUAAUUGGAAGGUCAAUGAGGUUAUUAUUGCAGCUACAAUUGAGUGCUGUGGUGUAUUUUUUUGUUUUGUUUCAUUUUUUAAUGUCAAUAAAGCAUUCAAUUCAA